This is a messenger RNA of Humulus lupulus (European hop), 483 nucleotides long. RefSeq names its product proline-rich extensin-like protein EPR1. The record is from RefSeq and is a predicted model, not a curated record. The transcript has a single exon. The coding region runs from base 1 to 483 and encodes 160 amino acids. NCBI's taxonomy places the organism in Eukaryota, Viridiplantae, Streptophyta, Magnoliopsida, Rosales, Cannabaceae.
AUGUCUUCAACUCAGUUCCUAGUGUUGCUCCUCGGAGUGGCACUUUUCGCCACUCAAUCAACUCUCGCCGAUUACUCUAAGCCUCCGGUGGUCGAGAAGCCUAAGCCACCACCAACCCCAGUCUACGUUAAGCCACCUCCGGUGGAGAAGCCUAAGCCACCACCAACCCCUGUUUACGUUAAGCCACCUCCGGUGGACAAGCCUAAGCCACCACCGACCCCGGUUUACGUGAAGCCUAAGCCACCACCGACCCCGGUCUACGUUAAGCCUAAGCCACCACCGACCCCGGUGUAUGUUAAGCCCAAGCCACCACCGACCCCCGUCUACGUGAAACCUAAGCCACCACCGACCCCAGUUUACGUGAAACCUAAGCCACCACCGACCCCGGUCUACGUUAAGCCCAAGCCACCACCGACCCCGGUGUAUGUGAAGCCUAAGCCACCACCGAGUUAUGGGAAGCCCCCGAGCCCUGGCCAUUACUGA